Molecule: messenger RNA, 197 nt
Organism: Symbiodinium sp. CCMP2592
Lineage: Eukaryota; Dinophyceae; Suessiales; Symbiodiniaceae
Source: the annotation of a GenBank genome assembly
GCUGCGAUCGCCGGCCGCUCCAGGAAGGCUUGAGUCGGAGAACACGCGGUUUGCCCCAGGCGCUUGCUGGUGCUCCAUCAGCGGACGCAGCGCUGAAGGUGCCAUCAUCUGCAUCUGGCGUUGCGGGCGCAGCAGACCCGUCACGAUCCUCGUCCUCAGGGUCUCCGUUUUCAAACAGCCCGAGAGGCGAGCAGCAG